This is a messenger RNA of Durusdinium trenchii, 1197 nucleotides long. NCBI's taxonomy places the organism in Eukaryota, Dinophyceae, Suessiales, Symbiodiniaceae. The record is from the annotation of a GenBank genome assembly.
AUGUCUUGGCUCUCCGCCAGGUCAGUGCUCUACUGGGCGGAACAAAGUGCUACGGGCGUCACUUUAAGAGAUCUCUGCCAGAUUGGACUGGAUCGAAAUCUGCGCAGGGAGCAUGGGGUCUUUCUGCAUCGUGAGCUUCGCAUCCGCCUUGCGCAGAGGGUCUUGGAGCUGGAGUCCCUGCCGUACCGACUGGGCGAAAGAAGUGGCAUCCGGGAUGUGAUUGAGUGGUACACUGGCUUCGUGCACCUGCUGGAGGACAAACGAUUUCUCCUUCAGUUUGGUGUUAAACCGAUUCAACAGCCUACGGAGUCACCUGUACCGUACACGGAGGAACUGGAUAAAGAGUUCACAAUGCUACUGACUCGUGUCUUCGAGGAGCAUUCCGAAGUGAUUCAGGCAAUGGCCUUUGGAGUACAAGACCUUAUCGCUGAGCUUCGGGAGGAUUACAGCCACGUGCAAGCAGAGGUGGAUGCGAUUUUGCGCCGUUUCUUCACUGCACGGAUUGGCAUGCGCUUCUUGCUCCAGCAUCACAUCGAGUCUUUCAGGAAUCGUGAAGGGCACAGCGGCAUCCUUCAACUGGCCUGCGAUCCGGAGGUGAUUGCGCGGAAGGCAGUGGAGGGGAUACAUCACACGAAUCCUGGGACCUUUACCUAUGUCCCAAUGCACUUGCACUACAUGCUUACAGAGGUCUUCAAGAACAGCUGCCGAGCCACCGUGGAACGGCACGCCGAAAGCUUCGAUGAUCCGCUGCCGAAGGUCCAUUGUCACAUUGUGCAUGGUGACGAAGAUGUCACGAUCCGCAUCAGCGACGAAGGAGGCGGUAUUGCGCGCGCAGCCUUGCCCAAUAUUUGGAAAUUCAUGUUCACGACGAUGAAAAAAACACCUUGGUCUGGACGAAGGGAUGACUUCCGCACGAAGCCGGGAGACUCCGCCUGCAAUCCGCUGCAGCGUCCAAAGCAAGGUGGUGUGCUUGCAGGGUUUGGAGUUGGCCUGACAUUGAGCCGGCUCUAUGCCCAAUACUUUGGAGGGGACAUGAAGAUCUUGUCCCUGGAUGGGUUCGGCACGGACGUGUACUUGCAUCUGAAUCGGCUGGGAACAGCCUGCGAAGACCUGCCACAGGCGACGCCAACCAACGAGAGUCAUCACGAGAGUUCGAUCAUCCAACGACCACGAAUUAGGUCAACUUCAUGGUUUUGA